UAACCUCAUAUCUACUUCCUAACUACUAGUCCAACAUUCCCUCCUAAAAAUUUGGACUAAUAUUAGGAAUAACAUGGGUAGAAUUACAAUUACAAGUACACUUACUUUAUCAUUUUUUCUCAUUAUUCUUGUUUAUUCAGCUAGUGCUAACAAUUCUAUUCCUAAAGGUCUUUCCUAUGAUUUUUAUAACAAAACUUGCUCUCAACUUGAGGACAUUGUCAGAGCUACUCUUGUUCCUGUAUUUACCAGUGAUCCUACUUCUGCUGCGGCUCUCCUAAGGCUGAUGUUCCAUGACUGCCAAGUUCAGGGUUGUGAUGCAUCAAUUCUAAUCGAUGUGUCAAACUCGGCCUCCUUAGAGCCACCAGAGCUGGGGGCAAAAAAGAACUUUGGGAUUAGAAAGAGGGAAUCAAUUAAUCAAAUAAAGUCAAGGAUUGAAGAAGAAUGUCCAGGACAAGUCUCCUGUGCUGACAUUAUAGUGUUGGCUGCGAGAGAGGCAGUGGCUAUUUCUGGGGGUCCAAGAAUAAUAGUUCCUUUAGGUAGGAGAGACUCAAUCUCGGCUUCAAGUUCUGAAGCCGCUGAUGCUUCCCUCCCUUCACCUGAUUUUGGAGUUGAUGACGCUCUAAGCCUUUUUGCCAAGCUUGGGAUGACUACUCGGGAAGCAGUUGCCAUUAUGGGGUCACAUACUUUAGGAGUCACACAUUGCUUAAACAUCAUGGAUCGUUUGUAUAGGCCAUCUGACGCGAGAGGGAGCUACAUGGAUCCUAGAUUUGAAGCACUCUUGAAAUUCAGCUGUCCUGAAAACAUACCCUUUUCUCAAAAUAUAAGUUUUGUGCUUAAUGAUCCUUCAGCAUUUAUGUUUGACAAUUUGUACUACAAGAACUCCCUGCAGCGUCGAGGUGUGCUAAGGAUUGAUGCAGAGUUGCCCCUAAACACUCGAACUGCAGGGAUUGUGGAACAAUUUGCAUCUAAUGCCGAUGAUUUCUUUCAAGAAUUUGGUUCUGCUUUUUUAAAGCUCUCAUAUGCAGGAGUGUUAACUGGUAAUCAUGGCAUAAUUAGGAGCAUGUGUAACUUCGUAGACAAUUAAGUAGUCAUGAGUUGCUACCUAGCAGCAUGUACUAUUGUAUUUAUCACUAAUAUGUUGUUAAGUUAUGAUCAUCAUGUUAUGUUAAAAGCUCUGUUGUGUACUUAAAUUUGAUUUUAUGAGAA
Molecule: messenger RNA, 1206 nt
Organism: Chenopodium quinoa (quinoa)
Lineage: Eukaryota; Viridiplantae; Streptophyta; Magnoliopsida; Caryophyllales; Amaranthaceae
Product: peroxidase 29-like
Exons: 3
Coding region: 74-1084 (336 amino acids)
Biological process (GO): response to oxidative stress; hydrogen peroxide catabolic process
Molecular function (GO): heme binding; peroxidase activity
Source: RefSeq, a predicted model, not a curated record